CACGGUGUAAGUGCCCCGGGAAGCCUCACACCUCACAUUUCGCGAACUAUGGGUUGCUUCAAUGUUUACAUUUUCAACCGUCAAGGAACGUGUAUAUAUUAUCACGAAUGGUUCCGUCCCAAGUCAGUAAAGCAAGGUGCAGGUACACUUCAGGAUGAUCAAAAACAAAUGUUUGGGUUGUUCUGGACCCUAAGCAACUUUUGUGCAACAAUGGACCCCAAGGAUCAGAACAAGCCACAGCUUGGGACACCACGUAAAAUUGGACAAGGAUGUAAAUUCAGGAGCUUUACAACUAAUAGCUACAAGUGCAAUUUUCUCGAGGUGCCGUCGGGCAUCAAGCUGGUGCUCAAUACCCAUCGAGAGGCUCCGGACCUCACAGACGUGCUGCAGGCGCUGUAUGACGACAUCUUUGUGGAGUAUGUGGUGAAGAACCCGUUGUACGUGCCAGGUCAACCGUUCCAGUCGGAACAAUUUGUGAACGCCCUGAACGCAUUCCUGCGCCAGAACGGCCUGCUGCAGCAGCAACAAAUCAUGCAGGCUGCAGCGUGAGGGUCGCCCAACGUUGCUGACUAGUGGCCGGGUGGGCAGGCAGUUCCCACAAGGACCUUCGCGACCCAGCGGCCUCAGGCAUAAACCGAAUUUCGCUGUGGCGCUAUUGGUAGCCGCCAGGUGCCGGGUCCGGGGAACCU
Molecule: messenger RNA, 689 nt
Organism: Volvox carteri f. nagariensis
Lineage: Eukaryota; Viridiplantae; Chlorophyta; Chlorophyceae; Chlamydomonadales; Volvocaceae
Exons: 4
Coding region: 49-549 (166 amino acids)
Biological process (GO): endoplasmic reticulum to Golgi vesicle-mediated transport
Cellular component (GO): TRAPP complex
Source: RefSeq, a predicted model, not a curated record